AUGUCAUCUGCAAACUCCGUCGCGCCUGCGCAGCGGGCUGCAUGCAAUCAGCUGCACUCCGACUACAAGCAGUGCCUCGCGAAGAGCGGCCGCACCAACUUCAGCGCGUGCACCGACUUCCACGCGAAGCUCCGCGCCUGCGAGAGCAUGUUGGGAACGUCCUACUGCAUCGAGGAGGGAAUCAACUUGAUGAAGUGCACCAAGAACCCCGACGCCUCGUACUGCGCGAAGGAGUUUGUGGCGAUGCGCGAAUGUCACCGCCCGGGCGGACCCCACAUCGUCGUCGCGCCGGCGACCGCGGCCUCGCCUGCGCGCUACGAGCUGCGCCCCGAAGUGAAGCAUCUGUACAACGUCUCGUCCACGGAUCUCGGCGCUGCGGUUGCGCCUCAGCGCAACAUGAAGCAGCUGGACGAAGUCGCGGACGCUCUCAAGACGGAGCUGAACCUCCCCGGAUUUGGCCACGUGCCCUACAAGUGGGAGAGUCUCCGCCCGAACCCCGGAGCCUGA
Molecule: messenger RNA, 507 nt
Organism: Besnoitia besnoiti
Lineage: Eukaryota; Apicomplexa; Conoidasida; Eucoccidiorida; Sarcocystidae
Exons: 3
Coding region: 1-507 (168 amino acids)
Source: RefSeq, a predicted model, not a curated record